Messenger RNA from Caenorhabditis briggsae, 4833 nucleotides. The record is from RefSeq and is a predicted model, not a curated record. Gene Ontology annotation, molecular function: serine-type endopeptidase inhibitor activity. NCBI's taxonomy places the organism in Eukaryota, Metazoa, Nematoda, Chromadorea, Rhabditida, Rhabditidae. The coding region runs from base 1 to 4833 and encodes 1610 amino acids. The transcript has 20 exons.
AUGCGGUUAAGGCCUCCUCGCCGUUGGCUUUUCCAAUUUUUGUGUACAGCAUACUUAACUCAACUGGCCAAAUCUUAUUGUGAAGAAGAUGCUUAUUGUGACGAAUGCGAAUUAGUAAAAGUGGGACAGCCAUGCAAUGACUUUGAUAGGCUACCAGUAUAUACAUGUAACAACGAUACCAAGAAAGUAGUUUACACACCUUCCAAAUACUUCAUGUGCGUAGAUGGCGAAGUGAUUCAGUUCGAUUGCUCAUACCGCAAUAUGCCGCCUGCGGUGUUCAACCAAAUCACAAGAGAAUGUGUACAAGAAGAGACGACAGAUAAUCACAUCAGAAGACGGAGAGCUACGACGGGAUCUUCCGUGUUGGUGACGUGUGUAAUUUCAACACUGAUUGUCAAAGAGGAAUGUUCUGUGCACUGUUGGCCAAGUAAGCGAUAUGGUGAUGCGAUGGAAGUCAACCCAGGAGAAUCAGGAUGCGUUGAGAAUCGACAGUGUGAAGCCGUUUGGCCGGGAACCACUUGUACUUCUGCUGGUCUAUGUGAAUGUCCAAAAGAGACUGUCCCAAGCAGAACAAGAGAUGGAACAGUGUGCAUAUCAUCUGCUCUACCACCCGCCUGCCCGUUACCAGAAGCACAUAAUGGAAAUCCAAAUCCGGCUACUGUUCUAGCCAAUCCAUCUACGCAUCCAUUGAAUCCAGGGAACUAUAUGCCAGUACUUUGCAACUCGCUUUCCUCCGAAACACGGACAUCAAACGGUGGGGAUGGGUCCACUUGGUGUGUGUAUCCGGACGGUGAACAGGACGUCUACAUUGCCGAUACAUACAAUUGUAUCAGCCAUCCACAAGUCAACAACGAUCUAUUUUCUGAAUACUCAGAGAAAGUCGAUGGUAUAUGUUGUCAUAAUCGAGCCUUUGUUUGCAUCCAACCUUUGGAAUCUGGAGAUGAGCCAUCUGUACCUAGAUGGUGGUACAACUCGGCUACAGGAACUUGUGUGCAAUUCAUGUGGGAUCCGGAUACCAUUACCAAUGCAUCGCCAAACAACUUCAGGACCGCUGAGCAUUGCGAAUCUUACUGUAGAGAUACAUGUCGUCGCGGAGGUCCAGAGUUCGCCUCUUCUAAGUUUUCGAUCCUUGAUGAGGUACCACGAACCAACUGCCUGGCAUCCACUUCCAGAUGUGACCAGGAUCACCAGUGUACAUUAAUCGGAUCCCAACAAACAUGUUGUCCAACAGCUGCCCAUAUCUGUAGUGCUAACGGAGGACGUCUUUUACUGACAAAACCACCAGAGAACUAUGAUCGUGGAUUGCAGAUUGCUGGACACAAAUCAGUCACCCGGUACUAUUACGAUAUCGAUCAAGGAAGAUGUGUAAAUUUUAUGUACCAAGGACUCGGAAACUAUAACAACUUUUUAACGAAACAAGAUUGUGAAUCGUUCUGCUCUAAGUUAGUAUGUGAAAACGGAAACCCUCUAAGGAUUGGGGAAGAAUGGCAGAGAUGCGAGACAAAUGCAGAUUGUCCAUCCUCUCAUUCUUGUCAAGGAAGUCACAAAGUGUGCUGCCCAACCGCCCAGUCACUAUGUACCCAACCAAAACGACUUGGUGACUGCACUUCGGCAGUUAGAAGAUAUUGGUAUAACGCAGCUACAAGGACUUGUGAGAUGUUCCAGUACACUGGGUGUCAAGGAAAUGAUAACAACUUCCCAACACUCGUGGCUUGUCAGCAGAGGUGUAGAGGAAUUAACGUGGAGCCAAAAUGCCAACACGGUCGUGCAUUCAGAGAUCGCAAUGGAAAUUUCCAGCAAUGCUCUGAUAAGCAAAAUGGACCAAAGUGUCCUGUAAACUAUGUAUGCUCUUUCGAUGGUACAACUCACGGAUGCUGCCCCACUAAAGCAUUUACCUGCUCGUUAAACCCAGACAAGGGUGUUCAGUGUGGGUCGGGACGGUCUUACAGAUACCAUUUCAACUCUAACAAACAAUCAUGCGAGUCAUUCCAAUACGAGGGAUGUGAUGGGAAUGCCAACAACUUCCUCACUUCGGAAGAUUGCCAACACUACUGUGGAGUAGGUGGAUGUCCAAAUGGAGGCAUGCCAUUGAGAGAUGAAGCUACGAAUAAACCAAUGAGUUGCUCGGAGAACAAAUCAUGCCCAUCUACACAUGAAUGUUUGAGUAUUCCUGUGAAUGGAAAUGUGGGAAAUCGCUGUUGCCCAACUAAACAACACAUUUGUAGUCAACCCCCUCAACAAGGAAACCAUUGCUCCAAAAUAUCUGUGGGCAGAUAUUAUUUCAAUAUCGUUACAAGGAUCAAAAAAUGUUUACAGGAAUGCGCAACUUUCCAGUACAAUGGAUGUAACGGAAAUUUGAACAACUUUGCUACUCAAACAGAAUGCAAUAAUUUCUGUAGUUCUGCUGGUUGUGCUGUCGGUGAAGUUGCGUUUAAGGAUGUGAACACAAAGAAAGCAUUCGACUGUAAUAAUGUACUCAUCAACAGCUGUCCAGCCAAUUUCCAGUGUAGAUUUAACUCCUUGACUUCUGGAUAUGUUUGUUGCGGAUCUACAAGCAUGGGUAAAUUUUAUUUUUUCAAUGUUGAUCAUUAUAUUUUAUUGUCAGAUGUUUGUCCAUCGGAAGAGCGUGCAUUCAUCAACUCUCUUGAUGAAACUGUUCGUGAAUGUGCUAUCAAUGUUCCUGGAAGUUGUCCAGCAGAUUUUCUGUGCAGAUUCAAUGCUCAACGAAAUAGAUACUACUGUUGUGCUCCAACAACUGAAAAUGUGUGCCCAGACGGUCGUGCUCUAUUCCGGGCCAAAAAAACCUUACUUCCCAUUAGAUGUACUCUGAACAAUCCCAACACAUGCCCAGAUGGAUAUAGUUGCCAGAGCAGAUCGAAAAAUGUGCUUCAAGGAUUCUGCUGUUCGGCAAGAAAUGUAUGCAAAGGAGAUUCGGAAUUCUUGAUGGACGAAAAAUCGAAAAUGCCUAGAAUCUGUACUCCAGGAGCAUUCAUCUCAUGUCCAGUUGGUUAUCGCUGUCAUAAACAAACCCCCUCCUCAAUGAGUGGAUUCUGUUGUCGUGGAGAGAUUAAUGCGAUAUCCGAAGGAUGCCCUCCUGGAGAAUAUGCGUAUGCAAAGAAGAAUGAAGUCGUUGCUUGUGAUCCAUUCAAUCCCGAAAACAAAGGAUGUCCGGCUACUUUCAGUUGUCAAUUUGCUGUCGCUUUCCAGAGAUAUCAGUGUUGUGGAAAAGACCCGAUUGAAGAGGAUGAGAUUGAGCAGGAGGAAAUACGAGUAUCUGUGGCUGAUUACCGCAUAUUCAUUCCCUCAAACGAAUUCCGAAAACACAAUGUCCGUUGCGGGAUCGGAAUGUCUCUUCAAGUAUCGUAUAUUGACAGUAAUACGGAAAUCAUGUUUCUUUCAGAACUCGGCUGCCCACAUUCUCAAGUUGCUCUAGUGAGCAAUGAUCACCCAGUAGUGUGCACGGCUUCUGGAGCAUCCUGCCCAACUGGCUACUUUUGUCAAUUCUCGGAUCGAAACAAACAAUUCCAAUGUUGCGGGCACAAAGCAGGAUGUCCAGGGGAGUCUGUUGCAUAUUUGGAUAUGACUGGAGGAGCUCAAGAAUGUUCUGUGAAACUAAGGAACUGUCCGGAAGGUUACAGCUGUCAGAAUGCAAAGCAAGGAAAAACUAUAUGCUGUACUGCUUCGAGAAUCAGUGCGAGAGAUAGGCCGACCUCGUCGAACUCAGAAAGUGUGACACCUUCUAUAACAAUUGCGCCAAUUAUUCUGAGUACUGGUGCUCUGAUUCCUACUAUAACCAUGCCAUCAUCAAUUACAUCUUCUGGACACACUGGUAAAUCUCUAUGCCCUCCAGAUACUGUAUUGGUUAACGGAGAAUGUAAAGUCAGAGGAGCCGUUGGUUCAGUGUGCCUUCUGUCAUCACAGUGCACUUCUGGAGCUGAAUGUGUCGGACAAUUGUGUGCAUGUGGAAAAAAAUUCCGAGAGCAAGAUGGGAGAUGCAUUCAGGUUGACACUGAUGGUCUCAUUGGUAUAGAAGAAAAGGGGGUGAAGAAACAGAAGUGUGGAGAGGACCAAAUUGAGAAAGACAAUACUUGUUUGGACAAAUCUCAAAUGGGUGGAUCCUGUACCUACGAUGAACAGUGUCAAAAUGGAACCACGUGCACUAUGAAAGUCUGCAAGUGUGCACCAGGAAGUUCGCCUUACAAAGAUAGAUGUUUAAACAAUGUUAACAUUUGCGAACAUCCGAAGCAACCAGUGAUUUCGUUAGAAUAUUCCAUCAUCCAGUGUGCCAAACAAAAAUGUCCGAAACCAUCUGCAUGUGUCUAUUCAAAGAUGAUCGGAUCUUACGUGUGCUGUUCAAAUGCUCCUAUUGCCAUGAGCAAAGUAGGGGGCGGCGGGGCUACUGUGAGACCAAUUACAGGGAUUCCUGGCAGAAUAGUUAGUGGAGGAAGAGUUGUAGCUAUUGGGUCUGUAUCAGGAGUUGGUGGAAAGUCGGUUUCGAAGUACACUUGUCCAGAUGGAAGAACCCCAAUGUUAUUUCCACAAAACAACAUGCCAUUGGUUUGUAAUCCAGUUAAAGGAUGUCCACAGGUACAAUUUUUGAAAACUAUAAAGUUAAACAACUUCCAAGUAUGCUAUACUCAGGGACACACGUGUACUAACAAAAUGUGCUGCCCGAAUGGACGGGUGAAACGGUCGGAACCAUGUCCGAGAGGAUGGCUGAUGGUGGAUAGGGAUGGUACAUCACAAUGUGAACCACAAUGCUCAACUCCAUGGUACUCUCCAAAUAUGUGUAAACCAUCAGAAGAGGAAUCCGAUCGACCAAGAAUGCGAUAG